This is a messenger RNA of Lachancea dasiensis, 1518 nucleotides long. The record is from the annotation of a GenBank genome assembly. Lineage: Eukaryota; Fungi; Ascomycota; Saccharomycetes; Saccharomycetales; Saccharomycetaceae.
AUGUCUUCCGUCAAGCAGCACGAUGAGGUGGUCACCACGGUGCUCAGCAGCGAACAAGUGGCAGAGUUUUAUGAAGUCAAGAACAGAGAUUUGGCUAUGGAAGAGGUCGAAGCGGCCGCACAUUUCGAGAUCGAUCCAUCUGCUACUAGAAGACUUGUCUGGAAGAUAGACCUUAUAUUUUUGACGGUGAUCUCAUUGGUGUCGGCGUUCCAAUAUAUGGACAAGUCUUCCAGUAAUUACGCUUCGGUCAUGGGCAUCAAAAAAGAUCUGAAUAUGGUGGGCAACCAGUAUAACUGGGUUGGAACGUCGUUCUAUCUCGGCUUUUUGGUGUUCGAAAUUCCGUGCUCUUGGACUCUGCAACGUCUACCACUGGCCAAAAUUUCAAGUGCGUAUAUUUUGGCCUGGGGGCUUCUUCUGUGUCUGACCUCGCUGGUAAAGUCUUACUCCACAUUUAUCCUCACCAGAACGCUCUUGGGGGUUUUGGAAUCCUCUAUCACACCGGCCAUGGUUUUGUUCAUGUCACAGUGGUACAAAAAAGAAGAGCAGUUCUUCCGCACAUCUAUUCUGAUUGCGUGGAAUGCGGUAGGCGGCUUGGUCGGUGCCUCCACAUCCUACCGCCUAUAUGAGCGCCAGCUUGCGGGUACCCUCUCCAUGGACGCCUGGCGAAUUUUGUUUAUCAUUGUAGGGCUCAUCACUAUUGUAACUGGACUGCUGGUCCUAUUUAUUGUUCCAGACACCCCUUCUCAGGCCUGGUGGCUAAACAAGCGUGAAAAGUUCCUUGCCGUUGAACGUAUACGUACCAACAAACAAGGGUUCGGAAACCGCCAUUUCAAAAAGGAGCAGGUAUAUGAGGCACUACGGGACCCUCGUUUGUACCUCUACUUUUUCCUACAAGUAGCGGUCGCUAUCCCUAACGGUGGCUUUUCCAACUUUAGUGCUCAGAUGAUUGCUGGUCUCGGCUACGGGAAGGGGAAAGCUCUACUAAUGGGAAUGCCAACUAGUGCAGUGUCAAUUGUCGGUUUGGUGUUGUUUGGCUAUCUUUCAACUCUCAGAAAUCGCAGAUUGGACAUCGCUUUUGCUGGACUUACUCUCAAUCUCAUUUCGGGCUGUCUCAUGGCCUUUGCGAAACCGCUACACGCCCAGCUUGCGGGUUACUACAUUUUUGGUCUCUCUCCAAUCCCUUACACCUGUAUUUUGAGUUUUAUUGCCUCUAAUAGUGCUGGUCACUCUAAGAAGGUCUUCAUGGGUGCGAUUUCUAUGAUUGGCUACUGUACUGGUAACUUGGUUGGACCUCAAACGUUUCGUGAAUCGCAGGCACCUCACUAUCAGGGAGCAAAGACUGCGAUAGUUGCCUGUUAUUGUAUUGCCUUUUUUAUUUGGCUUGCCAUAUAUGCUGUUAACGUGCGCGAGAAUAAGAGACGUGAUGCUCGGAAUGAGAAGCUUCCGGAGGACUUUGUAAACUCAGAAUUUGCUGAUCUCACUGACUUCCAGAACCCUGAAUUCAGGUACUCUAUCUGA